Tetranychus urticae (two-spotted spider mite) is the source of this 1070-nucleotide messenger RNA. RefSeq lists its product as uncharacterized. NCBI's taxonomy places the organism in Eukaryota, Metazoa, Arthropoda, Arachnida, Trombidiformes, Tetranychidae. Gene Ontology annotation, molecular function: oxidoreductase activity. The record is from RefSeq and is a predicted model, not a curated record.
GAUUUAAUAAUCAGGUAAAUGUUUCAUAUUUAAUUUAAUACUUAAUUAAUUGUCAGUUGCUAAACACUUGCACUGAUAAACUUUGGUUUCGAGAGCAAUCUUCAUCUUCACAGUUAUUUAAACCUAAUUAAAGCUUGUUGAUUAUUUAGUUGAAGGAGAGACAUAUUACUGUUAAUUACAUAUUAGUGUUUUUUUGGAGUCAAAUAAUUUUGAUUAUGAUCGAUUUGGACGAUAAAACGGCUUUAAUUACUGGCUCUAGUGAUGGGAUUGGAGCAGCAACAGCUUUACUUUUCUCAUCUUUAGGCGCUAAAGUGGCCAUUGUUGGACGGGAUAAAGCUAAAUUGAAUAAAGUGGCUGAACGAUGUGAAGCUAAAUCACCUCAUAACUACAAACCUGUUGUCAUAAAAGCUGAUUUUGCCAAAGAUGAAGACGUCGUAAGAACCUUUCAAGAGACAAUCUCAGUUUUUAAAAAGUUGGAUAUUUUAGUCAACAAUGCUGGCAUUGCCUCAACCAAAGCGUUUGGUGAUCCUGAUUAUCUUAAUGAUUAUGAUCGAGUUAUGCAAAUCAAUGUGCGAGCUGUUGUCCGUUUAACUGAAUUGUGUGUUCCACAUUUAACCCGAGAUUAUGGAUCUAUCGUUAAUGUUUCAAGUGUUGCUGGUUUGAGACCGAAUCCUGGAUCUUGGUCUUAUUGCAUGUCAAAAGCUGCUCUUGAUAUGUUUACAAAGUCUAUGGCUGGUAAACUGGCUCCACACAUUCGAGUGAAUUCAGUCAAUCCAGGUGGAACCCGAACUAAUUUCUUCUCUUCUCGACCCGAUCCAAAAGCCAUAUUGACACUGUUGGCAGACAAGCAACCCUUGAAACGAGUCGCUGAACCUCAAGAUAUUGCCAAUUUAAUCGCUUUCCUCGCAUCUGAUGCUUCAAGAAACAUGACUGGUUCAAUUGUUGUUUCAGACACUGGCUUAUUAGUUGCUGACCCUUACAGAUAAUAAGAAAAAAUCUUUGAUUAAUUAAAAUGUCAAAAUUUUAUAUAUUUUACACAAUUAAAUUACAAUAUUGGAUUAAAAAGUAAA